Archocentrus centrarchus (flier cichlid) is the source of this 4672-nucleotide messenger RNA. Its product is annotated as SH2 domain-containing protein 3C-like. Gene Ontology annotation, biological process: positive regulation of peptidyl-serine phosphorylation; small GTPase-mediated signal transduction. Lineage: Eukaryota; Metazoa; Chordata; Actinopteri; Cichliformes; Cichlidae. The coding region runs from base 444 to 2573 and encodes 709 amino acids. The transcript has 13 exons. Gene Ontology annotation, molecular function: guanyl-nucleotide exchange factor activity; phosphotyrosine residue binding. The record is from RefSeq and is a predicted model, not a curated record.
GCGAGAGAAGCCGGUGCAAGGCAGAAGCAGCGAAGAUGUCAGGAGCUGUAAUAUCACUGGCUGUUAUCAGUACCAGCUGUUAGCGGCUCGCUUGUAGGUAAUAGCUGAUGUUGUCACAGGCAGCUGCAUGCAAGCUGUAGCUUUGUUUUUUGGGGGGGCUUUAUUUUAGCGGUUUUAGCUUGUAGCCUGGUUUUUGUAGUGGUGGCACUAUGUUGAGUGGCUGUUAGCCAGACACAGAGAGAGAGAGAGAGACCAGGCAGGGGUGGGACAGACUGUUUAACCCAGGGGCUGGUGUUUAGAUUGGAGACCCUGGGUGGGGUAGAGAGAGUGAGAGAAAGAGAAAAAGACAGAAGAGGGAGAGGUGAAGUAGCAGAAGAAGAAGAAGGGGAAAAAAAAAGAGUGAGGGUUCUGAGAGAAGGUAGCAGAGAAGGUGUGUGCCCACCAUGACGGAGAGGUGUAGUCUGUGGAGUGCCCUCUCGGCUGCAGCAUGCUGCUUCUACCGGGGAUCCUUCAUGCAGGUGCAGUUCUCUAAGGAGAAGUAUCUGCUGGAGUCUCCUCCUGAGAAGCUUCGCAAAGAACUAGAGGAGGAGCUGAAACUGAGCCCUGCUGACAUCAGGAGCCAUGGCUGGUACCAUGGACACAUACCCAGAGAGGUAUCAGAGACUCUGGUUUUACGUAAUGGAGAUUUCCUCGUGCGUGAUUCUCUGACCAACGUGGGUGACUACGUUCUGACCUGUCGGUGGGAUAAUGAGGUGCUGCACUUCAAGAUUAGUAAAGUCCUGGUGAAAUCCAGUGAGACUAAGGUGCAGUACAUGUUGGAGUCUGAUGGUUUCGACUCAGUCCAGGAGCUUGUGCGGUUUUACGUGGGCCAACGCAAACCAGUCUCCCAGUCCAGCGCUGUCCACAUCUACUGUCCAGUCAGCAGAACUCUCCCACUGCGCUAUCUAGAGGCCACAUUCGCCCUCUCCAACAGCAAGCAAGGUUCUGCCUACUCACCGUCCAGUCAGAGGGGAGCGUACAUCAAGAGAAGGAGCGUCACUAUGACUGAUGGGCUGACAACUGAAAAGAUCAUACCUCACAGUGACUCAGACAGUCCCAGUCCAGUUGAGACACCAGUGGCAACACCAGAACCAGAGCCGGAACCUGUGCCCAGCUGCAGCCCGUCAACAAUCCACCAUCAUAAAGAUGCAAUGCGGAACUGUGCAAUGAGCAUGGACCAGAUUCAGGAGUAUCGUUGCCCCUUGUCACCUGUCGGGGAAACCCCAUUGUCUCCAGCGUAUAGUGCUAUCACCAGACAGAGAGCCCACUCAGGUGGGCGGGUCCUGGCUGUUGUCCCUCCCUCCACUGUGAUGCGUUGCUCCAGUGACCCCCAAGUCAGCCCCUCAGCCAGUGACAACCCUCCAGAAUUUCCCACACAUACCUCUCACUCAGCACACUCCUCACCAGCCCAUCAUCCCAACUUCCAGUCGCAUUCUACAGAAACAGCAGGGAGCUACUGUGACCUCAGACCUUGUCCCUCUGGACCCCCAAAACCCCCAACUAAGGGCUACGUAGAGAGAUUAAGAGUGGAGGAGGGGACAGAGGAGGGAGCAAGAGAGGAAGGAGAGGUGGUGUUCAGUGCCCCACAAGUGGAGACAUCUUCCUCGUUUAGACCAUCCAGGUAUGAGUCUUGCCUUAUGCCAGCUGAGAAUAAGCCUCUGGAGAUGUCUGUGCUGAAGAGAGUGAAAGAGCUGCUGGCUGAGGUGGAUGCAAGGACUGCAGCUAAACAUAUUACCAUGGUGGACUGCACGGUUGCUAGAAUAUUAGGUGUAACCCCAGAAAUGCAAAGGAUGAUGGGAGUGUCCUCAGGGCUUGAGUUACUGACACUACCCCAUGGACAUCAACUGAGACUUGACCUACUGGAGAGGUUCUACACCAUGUCUAUCAUGAUGGCUGUGGACCUCCUAGGCUGUACAGGAAGCACGGAGGAGAGGGCAGCCCUGCUCCACAAGACCAUUCAAUUAGCAGCAGAGUUGAAAAGCAGCCUGGGCAACAUGUUUGGUUUUGCUGCUGUGAUGAGAGCCCUGGAGCUGCCUCAGAUUUCCCGUCUGGAGCAGACUUGGGUAACCUUACGCCAGAGACACACAGAGGGCGCUAUUCUAUAUGAGAAGAAACUCAAGCCUUUCAUGAAGAAUAUGAAUGAUGGGAAAGAGUCCAAUGCUCUGUCCAACACCACUUUCCCUCACAUCAUUCCUGUCCUGUCUUUACUGGAGCGUGGUGUGGCUCUUGGGGAUGUACUGGAACCCUGGGAGAGUGCAGAGGUUGGAGUAGAUGUAGUCAUGUACCACUUAGAGGCAGCUCGUACCAUUGCACAUCACGGGGAACUCUACAGAACCAAUGUAGAGACGAAAUUACAGGGAUUUCAGGAACAAGCUGAAAUACGCGAGAUCUUCCAGACGGAGUUUCAGAUGCGCCUACUGUGGGGCAGCCGCGGCUCUGAGGGCAGCCAAUCGGAGCGUUACGAGAAGUUUGACAAGGUCCUCACCGCCCUAUCACACAAGCUAGAGCCUCCUGUGCGCCACAGCGAGCUAUAGCACCUGCCCUGACAGCCUACAGGGCAGGUGCUUUAGUUUACCGCUCAUAGUGGUACGGUCUUGUUUUGCAUUGAAAAGGAUGGAGUGGGAGCGUUCAGUUUGGACACUGGAAAAAAGGGGAGCGUGAAAGAAGAGGCAGCUAAAAGAGCAUGUGCAGUGAGCAAGAGGAGCACAGAAAGGGUCUCGCUUGCAACGUGUGUUGUACUCACUGUGGGUUUAAAAUGAGGCACAGAGUUUCCUCCGUGUCCUCUCUGCGGACUUCCUCACUUACUGCUGAAAUAUUAAAAUGCAAAGGAGAGAAAGUAAUCUAAGUGGAACAGAAGAUGGAGCAGAAGGGCGAUAAGUUCCUCUGAUACAAACGGUAACGUGCACGCUGUGCCAAACAGAGGUACAGAAUUUGGCUUUGCUCCUGUAAAACACGGACACUCGACUCCUGUCUCACUGUAGCCAAAACGACGACAAUAACUCGCAUAGCUCAUAUAGAUGUUUAGUCUGUGAAUGAGUGAGCGUGUGUGUCUGCUGGUAAGCAUGUUUACGUUUCUUCAUUUUUGUAUGUCAUUAAAGUUUCAUGCGUAUUUUUUUUUUUGUCUUAUUUAUUCAUUAUGAUCAAAGGAUAUCAAAACUUUAUGGACAUUGCUUCAUGAAACUCAAGAGAAUCUGUCAGUGCUCAUUCUGAGGGAACCCUGUUCAUAAAAUCUCAUGAAAUAUGUAUCAUGCAGUCCCAUUGAAUCCCAUUAAAAAUGUAUCAGGCAUGCAUUAAUAAAUGUACCAGAAAUGAAACAUUUGCAGAAGUUAUGCAGCAACUUCAAUACGAGGGCUUUGUGAGUGGUUAAAAUCAUUAAGAGGGCAAGGCAACCUCCCGGAGUUGUGUCUGUUUGACUUAUCCAUUUGAUAUUGUGUGUCCUGUGCACCAAAAGUAGCUAAAACAGCAUUACAAAAGACAAGAGAAAUGUCGUGUUUACACUUUAAAUGUAGGUAAAGCAAUGUUUCACUUAAUACAUAAACAUAAAGGAACAUGCUUUAGUUUGAAUCUGGCUUCCAUUUAUAAAUCUCCUGGAAAAAAAAAGUUUCAUGCAUGAUGGACCGAGAACAUGUUUCACCAAGUAAAAUGUUGUUUUAAUAAUAAUUCAGUAAUUUUAAUACACAAUUGUGUCAAAGUCAAGAAAUCUAACAUGACUCAGUGAAGAUAUUUUGUGUCUGGAAAAUCUUUCAAGAUACCGGACAGAGAAAGUCUUUAAUUUUUUGCAUUUCAUUUACUUUUUCUUUUCAGCUUUGAAAAUUGAAUUAAUAGUAUGCCACAUAUGUACCACACACACACACACACACACACACACACACACAAAAACAAAAACAUCUUCUGUUUGUAUGUUUGAAUUUGUGUUUCAGCAAUAUGGCUAAAACCGACCGGAAAAGGUUGCUUUCUUUGGGGUUACAUUUUGCUCGACUAUCUAGUGCUAUGUUUUUGCUUUAACAGCUAAAGGGCCUGAGAGGGCUAGAGCUAACUCUCAGGGCUAUGCAAUCGUUUCAACCAAAUGCUGAGAACCCUGAGGAACAAACUGGAUGUUUUAAGAAAUCUUCAAUCCUAAAAUCUUCUUAACUGAAUGGAUGAAAGUCAUAUCGGAUACCAGUUAAACAGAAGUGCUUCUGAAAAUUGCCCUUCCAUCCAGGAGUGGAAUACUGGGAUAUUCUUAAAUAGAUGUUUGAUUUGUUUUCUAGUUUGGGAUAAGCUGAACUGAUUGAGAGUUCAUGAGGGAAGGAGCCAUGUGACAGUCCCACUGGGAUCCAACAGGGGGCGUGGUUUAGUCAGCAAAAAAACACUGAAUCAUGAAUUGUAAUAUUGAAGACAUAAACAGAGAAAUGCCACCUUUAUUGUGUGUUUCGAGACCAAGAGGAUGCCUACUGGUUUAGGUUUGAAAACUGAUAACAUUGAUUACGAUGAUGUAAUAUGUUUUUAUUUGUUCUCUGUUGAAUGCUGUACAGGAAUGCUCUCAAGGCUUGACAAACAAAAACAAAAUGUCAAGAAAUGAUCGGGACUGAUUUCAUUUUUUUUUUAAUGUACUGUACAGUUCACUUUUUUCAAAUAAAAUUACUUGUGUCGA